AUGACGAGCCUAAACAAUAUCAGCGAAUCCAGUGAAAUGUCGGAAAGCAUGUGUGAAUCUGAACUCCAUUCGGAAAGGGAUUAUUACGAAGAAAGUAAGAAGAUGACCGUCAACAUGGCUGGAAACGCAACGGCAGUAAACAGCAACGGGGCCGCUAUGAAUAAGCAUAAUAUCAUGCGCAAUCCCGCUGCCUUACAGCAAGUUGCGGCAGAUCUAGAACGCGGCUUACCUGUCAGAGAUCACAGACAGCGCUUUCGAACGUACAAACAAACCUUUGUGGGAACUGAUUGCGUUGAUUUUCUGGUGAGAUCACAGUUGGUGGAGUCAAGGACAGCAGCUGUGGAAUUGGGACGGAAACUGGUGUCGGAACUGAAUCUUUUUGAGCAUGCUACUUUAGAUGAUCAAGAGUUUAACGAUGACCACUUCUUUUAUCGAUUCAUUGAGCCUGAAAGACGCACCUUACCACCACGGGCAUCCAUAUCAAAGGCUUCUGCCCAAGGAGCAGCAAAGCCUGCCUCAGCGAAAUCAAUGUCCUCAACAGACGCAACUUUAAAAUCGGCUGCUGAAUUGAUACGCCAAAAGCUACCAGUUCGAGGGUUCCGGGUCCACAACUUUAGCAUUUAUCGAAACUCGUUCGUUGCCAGUGAAGCUAUUACGUUUAUGGUUCAUGAACAGUUGGUUGGCACACGGUACGAAGCUGUCAAGCUGGGCCAACGAUUAGAACGAGAACUGCAACUGUGGCAGCAUAUCGACCAAAGGCUCGCAUUUAGCGACAAGUACUUGCUCUUUCGAUUCCAAGAAAAGAAUGCACAGAACAAACUGAAAUCGGCCGCCACGGCAUCCCAGGAGCAAGCCCAACGGCAGCAGCAGCAGCAGCAACCAGGAACCAACCAGCAACAGCGACCGAGUCACAUCACCACAGCAACGCUCUCUCCCGAUGACUCCCUGCAAUCUACACCUGAUGCAGCAGAUGCCUCCGCAGGAACAGCAGCACCAGCCCGUCCACAACUUCACACAAUGUCGCAAUUGAACACGAUUGGGAAUAUUCUCAAAAGAGGACUCAAGGUUAAGGACCGGUCCCACAAGUUCAAAACCUAUCACAAAUGCUUCAUGACUCGUGAAGCCAUCGACUUUAUGGUGAAGGAAGGCUUGUGUGCUGACCGAAAAGAGGCGGAGCAACUAGGACUUGCGCUUCAACAUCAGCUGGGACUUUGGCAUCAUGUCAGCUUUGAUGACAACUUUAAGGAUGGCAAGCUAUUAUUUCGAUUCUCCACCACCUACGGGUCCGAAGAAUUCACCAUCGCCUCGGAAAAAUACUCCGGUUCCUUCCACACAGUCUCCAUUCCGGAAGGCACUGGACAUUCCAUCGCUUCCACGACUCUCUCAAUUGGAGGUCCUACCUAUAAGCUUCAAAAUGGCACCACUUUGGACAUAUUGGGCUUGAACAGCGUUGCCUCCAAGCUAAAUCGAGGUCUGAACAUCAAGGACCGAAAGUACAAAUUGAAACGCUAUCGCAACGUCUUCGUCGGAACCGAGGCUGUGGACUUCAUGGUGCAAUCAAAAAUCACCUCCAGUCGGGAAGAGGCAGUGAAACUUGGCAAUCACCUGAUGGACCAAUUUGAUUUGUUCUACUGUGUAUCCACUCGUGGAAAGGCUGUCAAAAGUACAUCCAAAGGUGGUGUGGCCAAUGGUGAGGAGAAAAACGCAAUGAGCGGCAUUGAUAGUAGCAAAAACGGAAUCAACAAGCCGUUUGCGGACGAAUUCUUCCUCUAUAGAUUCUCCAAAGACACCAAACUGAGCUUGGGGCGCUCAUCCAUAUCCACAGAUGGCUUCAGUUUCGACCAAUCGUUUGCUUCCUUUGCUUCCUUUGAACUCAGUCUUGACGACGACAGCCAAGACGGUGACAUGGAAUUUUCGGGAGUCACCGAGCAGGUGGGACGGAUGAAGCGACAGGAAAUCUUACAGAUUGGAGAGCGACUGCGACGGGGAAUUCGCGUGCAAAACCGAAAACGUAAAUUCAAGACUUAUCGCAGUUGUUUCAUCGCCUCGGAAGCUGUCGACUUUAUGGUGCAAUCGGGGAUUGCAGAAUCGCGGGAAUACGCAGUUGCUAUUGGGAAAAGACUUGAAGAGGACUAUACUUUCUUUCAUCAUGUCACUAGAACCCAAGGCUUUAAAGACGAGCCGUUAUUCUUCCGUUUCGUGUCAGGUGCUUCGGGACAAAAAGAUAUUAUUGCCAAGACCGUAAAUCAAUCGGUCACAGGCUUUCAACCUUCACAAAUGACCAAGGGCAAGCAAAAAACAGCAGCCGAACUCGCAACACCUACGUUAGUGCCAACCCACAUUACUGCCAGUGAUGUUGGUAACGCUAGCGGUGCCGAGGGUACGGAUAGUACUGAACCCGCGAAGAAAAAGGGGGAACGCAUUCGAAUGGAAUACGAUGCUACCUUGAGACAGGAGCACGUCAAACAGCUGAAACAAAUUGGGAACAGAAUCGCGAACGACGUGCACAUGGUUAUGAUAUCGGGUCCUUCAGGUUGUGGAAAACGUGCAUUGGUGGAAUCAACCUUCGAUAGCGACAAAAAUGCCUUAUUUUCGUCCGCCAAAUUCGAAAAGACAGAAAACUCACCAUUUGCGACAAUACGACUUCUAUUUUCGGAAAUCUGCAAAAAGAUUGGUGAUAAUUUCGAUAUUUGUCGCAGUUUAGCCGAGACACUCACUGGAAAUCAGAAACUCGCUUUCAUCAAUUGGGUACCCGAGGCCGUCACAAUGCUUUUUGCUGACGACGUUGAGCAAGAAGCCGUUCGGACUGAGUCCGAUGGGGAAGGCGCUUGCAUCAAACAUACACUACUAUCGUUCUUGGAAGCGGUGUGCUCUUUCUAUCCAGUUAUCCUUCUACUUGAUGAUAUCAUGUUCGCAGAACAAGAAACACUUGAAAUUCUUGACUUUGUAUUGAAGUCAAGCCAAAAUAAUCUGCUUUUAGUGGCAACAUAUCAAACUGACCACGUGGAUGAAGAGCACAACCUGAUGAAGUUCAAGAAGGAAAUGACCAAAAAAAUCAAGGUCGAGAGCAUGGCAAUGGAAAACUUGAACGAGAACCAAGUUCGAAUCUUCCUCAGUCACUCAUUGAAGUUAGAAGAGGAUCAAGUUGCAGAACUUGCGACACUGAUGAAAACGAGAACGUUGGGAAAUAUGUUUUUCCUUAUUCAGCUUCUUGAAACGCUACAGCAGAUGCGUCUCCUGAUCUACGAUUUUCCAACUUUAAAAUGGAAGUUUGACGUGGAACAGAUUCGGCAGGAGACCAAUGUGUCUGACAAUGUAGCAUCACUACUGUCGAUGAGAAUUGCAAACUUGCCGCGUUCUGUGGCAGAGACAUUGAAAAUUGCUUCAUGCUUUGGUACUUCUUUUGAUCCCGAUGUCAUCGAUGCCACAAAGUCGGUCUUGAAGAUCUACGAGGAAACUGCCUACGUGCUUGACCAAGCAUGCAACGAAGACUUGUUGAUUCGAAUUUCAGAGCGAGAAUACAAAUUUGCCCAUGAGGAGGUUCGGCUGGCCGCAUACAAGCUUCUGCCCGAAGGAGAAGAGCGAAAAAAGGUUCACUGGGAGAUUGGGUUCAAGCUUUCGAAACGUCGGAACUUGCUACAGGAUAGCAGUAAUCUCUUUGCCUGCGUGGAUCAGAUGUUGCAAAGCGAAGAGCAAAUGUUCCUUAUGGUCAAACGAAAUUACAAAAUCAGAAUUGUCAACUGGUUCCUUCGAGCAGGACAAAGCGCGAUGACAUUAUCUGCCUUUGGUGUGGCCAAUCGGUAUCUUCGUACCGGUGUCCAGCUUUUGGCAGACGAUCCGAAGGCUGCCUUUCGUGAUCACUACGAAUCUUCUGUUUUGAUGUACUCAACCCUUGCGCAAUCAGAACUCAGUGCCGGCCGAGUCGAAGAGAGCCGAAAGCUCGCUGAGACGGUCCUCGAAGAGAGCCGGCUACAAAAAGACAAACAGACCGCUAGUAUUACCUUGUUUCGCUGCUUCACUGCGGAGAGCAGAAUGAAAGAACAACUUGAUUUUGCUAUCGAUCUGUUGGCUGCAGCUGGGCUCAAAAUCCCAAAAGACCCCAACGUUAUUCAAGUGAAGCUAGAGUGGGAAAAGACGAAAUCUGGCAUCAAGAAUGCCGAAGAGGUUCUUGCCCUUCCCCAUGCAACAGAUAAGGGCAUUGACUUUUGUUAUGAUAUCAUGACUGAUCUUGUUUUGACCUCGGAUGCGCCGGGGCGACUUUUCAGUUGCUUUGCAACUGCACGGAUGGUUCAGAUGACGCUGAAGCAUGGUCUCUCGAAGUUUACUCCUCUGAUUUUCAUCCUUGUGGGUUUAGACUUCAUUGCGUAUGGCAAUGACUUGAAAGAAGGAAACAAGUUCAUUCAACUUGGGUUUCAGAUUCAAGAUAAUGUUGAAGUUGCUUUGAGGGGGCGUGUGCUAACACAGGCAUGUAUGGCUCUCGGGUGUGUUCAGCCAAUCUCCAGGUGUAUGUACCUGGCAUUGGAUGGAUACAAGGCCAGUAUGGAGCUUGGUGACAUCCAAAAUGCAUUCCACGGAGCUCGUGUCUACCUUUGGAGCUUCUAUUACAGUGGCUUGCCUUUUGAACCGCUCAUUGAUGACAUUGAAAGAUUUGCUCUCCAAAUGCUGGAUUAUAAACAGCUUUAUCUCUUUCACAUGGUCACACCGAUGUACCAAUUAUUGCUAAACUUGCAAGGUGUCUCAGGCGACCCGACGAAUAUCGAAAAGGGAAAGGCAAUUGAACUGGCAGGUAAAGUUCCGACUGAAAGUGAACAUGACGUAUGUUGGGAGUUCAUCCGUGCCUAUGGAAUGGAACUUGCGUUCUACUUUGGUGAUCUGGAGAAGGCUACAAACUAUUACAAUGAGAUCAAGAAUUUGCACAUCGGAUACCUCAAGGCAACCUUGCUGUUUCACAGCAGAGUUUUCUUCUACGCGCUCAUUUCGAUUGAGAACUAUCGAAUUACCAAGAAAGUGCAAACCAAAAACGAUGCCAAGAAGUACACUGGUUUCUUGAAAAACUUGGUGGAACAAGGUGCUGUGAAUGUGAACCAUAAAUUCCAACUCCUGCAAGCCGGAUUGAUGUCGUUGGCUCCAAAAGAUCCGACCAAGGUUGUCAGAAAGUACGAAAGGGCAAUUGCCCUUGCGUCCCGAACUGGAUUUCUUCAAGACAGUGCUCUGGGAAACUAUCUGUGCGCCCAAUUCUGCUUGAGCCAACCCGACCAAGUGGACUCAGCCAGUCGUUUCAUCGAAGAAGCGUACAAGCAGUACCAAUCUUGGGGAGCAGCAGAAGUUGCAGAAUCAGUGAAGAAGCGCCAUCCGGAAUGUUUCCCCAAAGAAGCACCGGGUAGCAGAGUACGCCAACGAAAGAGUGAAGGGCUUCGCAGUCGACGACAUUUCCGUGGUUCGAUUGCUCAUAUGCACACAUCCUUGGCUACUGCUCGCAGAAUCAAGCGCAGUAGCAUGGACGAGAGUGAACAACCGCCGUCCUUCAAUUAA
Cylindrotheca closterium is the source of this 5532-nucleotide messenger RNA. The record is from the annotation of a GenBank genome assembly. Lineage: Eukaryota; Bacillariophyta; Bacillariophyceae; Bacillariales; Bacillariaceae.